UGGUUUCGGUAAGAACGUAACAACUAUGCCGAUCGUCCAUUCCCGAAAAUGAAAGCUAUGGCGGAUGGGCCAGAAUGUUUUUCCCUUGGAAGUGUUGUUUGUUGUAAAACUUGCUAUGACCAGGUUAUCGAGGGAGAAGUGUUGGCCUUCGACCAGCAGACCAAGGCUCUCAUGCUAAAAUGUGCCAGUUCUAGCGGCAAAGCCAAUGUCAGCGACAUACGCAUGGUCAACCUCAACUUCGUCUCGGAGUUGACCGUAAAGAAGGAAGCCGGCUCCAGUCAGCUUACACCGCCGCAGCCCUUGAACACAGAAAAGCUCAACACGAGGGCAAAACAGAACAUAGAUGAGCGACAGCGCUUGGCCGCUGCCAUUUCAGCUGGUGUGUCCCACGACGGCAUUCGCCUUUUUCUGGCCAUACGAAAAACGAUCGACGACGUCACGUGGCAGGGAAAGAAUAUAAUUGUUAUGAACCAGGUAACCAUCGUUCCAGCCUAUCGGCCAGAGAACUGCAAGGGGAAAUCGGACAGCGACGCCAGUGUGUUGCAUGUGCGCAAGAUUGUUGAGAAGCAUCUUCGGGAUCAACAGAAACAAAGCCAAGGGACACGCCAAACUUCACCGACACAACCUUCAACAAAGGCCUAAGCUCUCACUCUGUUUUGCCCCUACCCUAACACCUGCCUGCCAUUGUUUUUUUUUUCGCUCUUUCAUUCUUUUCUGCUUGUUACCUUUUUUCUUUCAGUUUGGAGAACUUUUCAGUCAUAAACAGCAUUUUACAACCAAUGAUCACAAUAGUUGAAUUUGUGUUUGGCCUCGAAGAACAGCAGGCCUGAUUGCCGUGUCUAAGAGUACGAGGACUGGUGGCAAUCGGUUUGCAAUAAAAAUUAAAAAAUGGAUAUCACUAAGAAAUUUUCAAUCACAUGUUCAUAGUGGCGUUUUUAGCUGUUAUGCACAACUUAAGUUGCAUGAGACAAAGGUGACAUACUUAACAAUCACUGCACUGACUCUUAAUCGAGUUUCCGCUACUCAAUGGGGAGUUAUAGAAAAAUUUAGACUGCUCUGUUGUUUCUUUAGGUGCCAAUAACACAGCACAAUCUGUCAGGCUAUAUCGAUACAGUUAGGGCAAACAUUUUUCAGUGACUAUUUCUUAAUUACUGUUUUUAACAAAUGGCCCUUUUGCCUUGCCAUCUAGAAAUUUGGCAUUUAUGAUGCACCAAACAUGCCUGAAAAGCCUGUGCUUCCUCAUGUUGGUUGCAAAAUGUAUUUUUAGCUUCAGUUUGCUAAUCAACAUUUGCCAUAGGGCAGCCUUACAUUCCUACCUUCUGUUUUUUUUUAACGAACGCGGGGCAUGCAAACACGCAGACACCAGAAGAAAUUCAGGGCACCACAAACACACUGAGCUCUCUGCUAUUCUAUUCUGUUUCUUGUUUUCCUUUCCAUUUCCACUUGUGUGUUGCUGCCCCCUCCAUCUCACACUGAAGGGUACCACUUAGCGAUGCCCAACUUUUCAAGACGAAGACGACGCCCAGCCUUUGUUGUUUAUGCAAAGCUGCAGCCUUGAGUGAUGCUUGUCACCACGGAGGACAAGCUAGUGAAAAGACAUGCCUUGUGAUGAAGGCACAAUGUUGUGAACUGUUUUUUUUUUUUUUUGCAUGUGGAAAAAUGAGGACGAAAGUACUGCAAUGAAAUGAAGACUUAAGGGACAACAAGUUGUCCCCAAAGAAAAAAAAAAUAUCUUGGCAAUAAAAGACGGGACUAUUACUUGU
Messenger RNA from Rhipicephalus microplus (southern cattle tick), 1763 nucleotides. Its product is annotated as protein LSM12. The record is from RefSeq and is a predicted model, not a curated record. NCBI's taxonomy places the organism in Eukaryota, Metazoa, Arthropoda, Arachnida, Ixodida, Ixodidae.